Molecule: messenger RNA, 2379 nt
Organism: Dromaius novaehollandiae (emu)
Lineage: Eukaryota; Metazoa; Chordata; Aves; Casuariiformes; Dromaiidae
Gene: KCNS3
Product: potassium voltage-gated channel modifier subfamily S member 3
Exons: 5
Coding region: 751-2235 (494 amino acids)
Biological process (GO): potassium ion transmembrane transport; protein homooligomerization
Cellular component (GO): voltage-gated potassium channel complex; membrane
Molecular function (GO): voltage-gated potassium channel activity; protein binding
Source: RefSeq, a predicted model, not a curated record
ACCUUUGCUGGGUGCAUUUAGCAUCUGCUGCUGGGGGAAAGCUGCCCAUUGCAGCAGUGUGGAAACAAGUAAUUAUUUGUGAUGAGGUGGGGCUUUUUUUUUUCUUUUGUGAGUUGUAUGUACUCCUCAUUUCCUUCUACUUUUCUAGAUUUCACUGCUCAAAAAGGUGGUACUUGGGGAAAAGGAAAACAACUGGCUGAUAAGGAAAAAGCUUCUCAGAUUCUGUAUCUAAACAUCUGCUGAGGCAGCACUGUGGCUAGCACUUAGCAGAUUUCCCAAGGCAAGAAGACUAAAACCACCUCAAACCUUAACAGAUGAUAAAUCAGGAUUAAGUCACCACUGUCACCUUUAUCGUGGAAUUACAGCUAAAGGCAAGGGAGAAAAAACACCCUCGGAAACCAGGCAAGCUACUUUCUGAUUGUCCUUGUCUAGUUCUGUGUAGAGGACCAAAUCCUCAGCUGAUAGAAACUCUCCAUGACCUGUUAAAUUCAAUGGUUCUGCCCUAGUUAAUGACAGGUAUCCACAGUUACUUGCUGAGGCAAAAUUUUUGUGGAAAUUCCAUCUCUGAAAGCUUCUGUUUCCAGAAAUGACAUUUCAGCACCAACUUAUCAGCAUUACCAUACUGGCUGUGGCCAUGCAGUGGGAGAAUAGGAAAAGCUUCUGGAACUGACCAAGGUCAUAAGAAGGUUGUGGCACUCCAGGUUCAAUGUAAUCUUACUGGGCACCAGCAGUGGAACUGUUCUGUUCAAAAUGGUUUAUGGUGAAUUUUUCCGCAGACCUGGCAAAGAUGCAGAACUUAUCAAUUUGAAUGUGGGUGGCUUUAAGCAAUCAGUGGAUCAAAGCACCUUGCUCCGAUUUCCUCAUACCAGACUUGGGAAACUUCUCAAAUGCCAUUCAGAAGAGGCUAUUCUAGAACUCUGUGAUGAUUAUAGCGUUGCAGACAAGGAAUAUUACUUUGACAGGAAUCCUUCCUUGUUCCGAUACGUUCUGAAUUUUUACUAUACGGGCAAACUUCAUGUCAUGGAGGAACUUUGUGUCUUUUCGUUCUGCCAGGAAAUAGAGUACUGGGGGAUAAAUGAGCUAUUUAUUGAUUCCUGCUGCAGCAAUCGGUACCAGGAAAGGAAAGAGGAAGGUCCUGAGAAAGACUGGGAUCAGAAAAGCAAUGACAGAAGUAUAGAUUCUUCUAAUGAAGAAUCAUCCAUAUUUGAUAAAGAGCUGGAAAAGUUUGAUAAUCUGUGUUUUGGUGAAAUAAGAAAGAAAAUAUGGGUCAGAAUGGAAAAUCCUGCCUACUGCUUGUCUGCCAAGUUAAUUGCCGUGUCCUCCUUGAGUGUUGUCCUGGCGUCGAUUGUUGCCAUGUGCAUUCACAGCAUGCCUGAGUUUCAGAGGCUAGAUGCCAAUGACAGGGAGAUUGAAGACCCUGUGCUGGAAGCCGUGGAGAUUGCCUGCAUCAUCUGGUUCACUGCUGAGUUAGUGAUCAGGCUCAUCACAGCACCAAGUCAAAAGAAGUUCUGGAAGAAACCACUGAACAUCAUCGAUUUUGUCUCUAUUAUCCCAUUUUAUGCCACUUUGGCAGUGGACACAAAGGAAGAAGAAAGUGAAGAUAUUGAAAACAUGGGGAAAGUGGUUCAGAUCCUCCGGUUAAUGAGGAUAUUUCGCAUCCUGAAACUGGCCAGGCACUCUGUAGGACUGCGGUCUUUAGGUGCCACUUUGAGACAUAGCUAUCAGGAAGUUGGACUUCUGCUUUUGUUUCUGUCUGUUGGGAUUUCCAUUUUUUCUGUUCUUGUCUACUCAGUGGAGAAAGAUGAUGACUCAUCAGAACUGCACAGCAUCCCAGUUUGCUGGUGGUGGGCAACCAUCAGCAUGACCACUGUUGGUUACGGGGACACUUACCCUGUCACUCUUGCUGGCAAGCUGCUUGGCACCCUUUGCAUUAUCUGUGGGAUAUUAGUGGUGGCACUUCCAAUCACCAUUAUUUUCAAUAAGUUUUCUAAGUACUAUCAAAAACAAAAAGAUAUUGAUCCAGACCAGUGCAACAAUGAUCACAAAGAGAAAUGUAAUGACCUACCCUAUUUUAACAUUAGGGAUAUUUAUGCAAAAAAGAUGCACUCCUUCAUUUCUAGCCUUUCUUCAGUAGGAAUUGUAGUCAGCGACCAAGAUUCAACAGAUGCCUCCAGCAUCCAAGAUAUGGAGGAAGUCUAUAACACAACAUCUUUAGAGAAUGGUACAGAAAAAUGAGUUGAAUCACUUUCUCUUCCCUUUAUUUCUGUUUUCUGAUUCUUGCUCAACGUGGACUUAUAAACUUCAGUGAAUUUAUUAAGAGCAGUUAAUUCUCAGGGUACUUAAUUCUCAGCCAUAUUUGGACAUUCUUUGCUCUGAGGA